CUCCGAUGCUCCGCUCAGCCGACGUCCGCCGAAGUCUUCAGCCGCCUCCGAUCUUCCCUCUCUGAAGUCUGUUGUUUGUCGUCAGGCUGGACGAGAUUCACGAAAUAAAGAAAAAAAUAAAUAAAUAAAAGCGAUUUCCAACACUCCUGUGCCCCUCCCAGUCCACAGAAUUUCGGAUCCGAGGCUUGAAAAAGAGACCAACAGUUCAAGAUGAAAGUAAUCAGCGCCGCAGCGCUUGGCGUCCUGUUCUGCACCGUUGUGUCAGCAUCUUUGAAAGUCAAAGAGGAGCACCGGACGGCCUUCUUCGGCGAGGACGUUCACAUCGUAGUAAGUUCUGGGAACGACUUGGAGGUGGUGUUCAAACCGAGGACCAAUCGCUCCUAUGAGGUGCCUCUCAUGCAAGCGGGCCAGGUGCUCAAUCAGUCCAAGGCCGAGCUCAACCCUCUGGGCCACCUGGUCCUGAUGAAUGUGCAGGAGGAGGACGAGGGCAUGUACGUCAUCAGAAACACCAGAAACCCCAACACGGUCAACCACCUCAUCCUCAUCGUCAGGGACUGCGCCCUGGAGGAGACAGUGAAGUAUGGAGAAACCUACAUCAUCCACCUCCACCACAUCGAAGGCCCCAUCACCCUGGAGUUCAGGUAUUUUGGCUUUACGUCGGCAGUAAUGAGGAAAGAGUUGGGUGGGCUGCGGCUUUUCGUUUUGGAUCAGGGGAAUAAGCAGCCUGUGCUCUCUCUGUGCCAAAGGCCCAGUGCGGUGAAAGCCAAUCAGACGGAUGCGGCGCACGCCCCCGAGCCGCCCGCCACCGUGCUGUUCAACGGGACGGCGGUGCUGGGCGACUACGGCCGGCGCCUGAGGGUGUCGGAGAAGCGGGUGGCGCUGCACUCGGUCAGGAUGACGGACGAGGGGAGCUUCACUGUGCUGGACCGCGACGGCCACGCCAAGAUGAGGAACUGCCUGAACGUGAGAGAUCACCAGACCUUCCGCCGUUACACUGAAGGAGCAAACCUGGAGGUCAAGCUCUACCAGCACUACUCCAACGUCAGCGUGGUCUACAGGCCCAAGUCAGACCACCAGGACCGAGUCAUUGUGGACCAAGGGGUUCUGGUGACCCCGGUGGACCCUCAGCUGGAGGGCCGGCUGACGGUGGAGGGCUCAGAGCUCUUCAUCAAGAAGGUCUACCCGUCAGACUCCGGCGUCUUCAAAGUGACCGACCUGGCUGGGUUUCCCGUGGCCCAUUUCUACCUAAAUGUUGAGCCGCACAAGCUGCCGCCGCUGACGGUGGCCAUCCUCUCCAUGCUGGGCCUGAUCGCCUUCAUGCUGCUGGUCUGCUUGGCGUCCUGUCUCUACAAAGUGCAUGAAAGGAACGAGAAGAACAAGAAGCUGAUGCUCCUCGCUCAGCAGGCCGGCAAGGGAGACGGCGAAGCCUUCAGACAGGUGGUUCACGAGGCGUACAGCCGCUUCACUGAGGAGUCCCUGAUGCAGUCCGUUUGCGAGAAACCCUCCGAAGGCACCGAGGUCACCAUCAAGGGCCUGGAGGUGACCAAACCCGGCCGCUACCAUGCUCUCUCCUCAGAUAACUUCCUGGAGAUGAGCGACUCCGGAGUGGAGUUCACCAACUCCGGCCUCCCGUUGGACAGUGACACUGAUGGUGGGAUGACCUACGCCUCCCAGAAGCCCCUUCUGAAUGCUGUUUUGCCCCCAGCCGUGACCGAGCCGGCCCACUCUGACAGCUUGGACGCCACCGCGGUCCCCGACGGCGACCUCAGCACCAUCCGAACCCCUGACUCCGUCAUGAGCGGCAGCCCGGCCUCCAACCCCCGCUCCUUUGCAGCUGCUACCCCCGACGGCAGCCUGCACGGCGCCGCAACCCCGGCUCUGGCCUCCGGGGGCACCGCCGAGUCGGAGGCUGUCAAAACGGAGGGCGACGCGGAGAGCGGAGAAGGGGGGCAGAAGGAGUAAGCGUCUCAGAGCAGCAGGGAGGAAGCACCGGGCUGCGUCUCAUUGGUCCGCGCUCCCCCCGUAAACACCCACAUGGCAGGAACCCCCAUAUCCAAACGUCACCUGGAAGCAGACGCCGCCUGGCAAACAAAAAGGCACAGUAUUGAGUUUAAUGCACUCCGCACAGAUAAAAUGAAACCCACAAAAGAGCUUCCCGGUGCUCCGCUAAAAGAACACAGCAACUUAGCGCCUACAAAAUGCAUGCAGUUCAAUUUAAGACAAAAGAAGAUUUCUUAGAUCAGACCUAGAGGGCUGUGCAGACGUUAGAGUAGCCUGCAUGCAAGCUUCACCAGGUACAAAUAGGAUUCCCAGCCUUUAGACGGUAUAAACAGAUUUGGACUCCUCUCAAAAUGUUGCUUGAAAAAAAAAAGAAAAAUGGAAGAAAA
Menidia menidia (Atlantic silverside) is the source of this 2387-nucleotide messenger RNA. The record is from the annotation of a GenBank genome assembly. NCBI's taxonomy places the organism in Eukaryota, Metazoa, Chordata, Actinopteri, Atheriniformes, Atherinopsidae.